Rangifer tarandus platyrhynchus (Svalbard reindeer) is the source of this 300-nucleotide messenger RNA. NCBI's taxonomy places the organism in Eukaryota, Metazoa, Chordata, Mammalia, Artiodactyla, Cervidae. The record is from the annotation of a GenBank genome assembly.
AUGCAGGGGGCGGCGCUGCCUCUCGGCGUCUCGGUCCCUCCGUCCUUCUCUCGCUCCGGCGCCCGGAGUCGCCGCCCCAGCCGGCGGCGCAAGCGAGCAGCGAGCAGCAAGCGGAGCCUCCCGGAGGCGGCGAUGAGGCGGGAUGCUGUGGGCGAGGGUGGAGCUGGGGUCAAGGGUGUCAAGGUGCUGGGAGACCAGCAGGCGGUGUCCAAGGACCGGAGAGGGACAGGGAAAGGGGCUGACAGCUUGAGCCCUGGGCCCUGGACCCAGGACCCUGCCCAGAGCAGCCUCGGGGCCUGA